CAUUUAACGGAAACGGAAGCGGAACGUCCUUUUCUACCCGAAGCUAUCACGUUGUUUAUCCUCACACGGUUUUUCCGAAAAACAUGGGUCGUGUGCGAACAAAGACCGUGAAGAAAGCGGCAAGAGUUAUCAUUGAGAAAUAUUACACUCGCUUGACGCUCGAUUUUCACACUAAUAAGAGAAUAUGUGAAGAAAUCGCCAUUAUUCCCAGUAAAAGGCUACGAAACAAAAUUGCUGGAUUCGUCACCCAUUUGAUGAAGAGAAUCCAACGUGGCCCAGUUCGCGGAAUUUCCAUCAAGCUCCAAGAAGAAGAACGUGAAAGAAGAGAUAACUACGUACCGGAAGUCUCCGCUAUCGAGCAAGAUGUUAUUGAUAUCGAUCCAGAUACUAAAGAAAUGUUGAAGAUGCUCGAUAUGGCUAAUCUGCCAAGAAUUCAAGUGCAGACCCAAAAUCAGAAUGUUCUAACCAGUGGAACAAGCUACGGAGGUCGUCGUUAA
Messenger RNA from Dimorphilus gyrociliatus, 497 nucleotides. The record is from the annotation of a GenBank genome assembly. NCBI's taxonomy places the organism in Eukaryota, Metazoa, Annelida, Polychaeta, Dinophilidae.